Messenger RNA from Amoebophrya sp. A25, 585 nucleotides. The record is from the annotation of a GenBank genome assembly. NCBI's taxonomy places the organism in Eukaryota, Dinophyceae, Syndiniales, Amoebophryaceae.
GAGCAAAACUACGUGCUGGAGACGAUGACCUUCAUAAAGAGGAUGAUGAAGAGCAGGAGGAUGACACAAAAAGUACUACAUCUUCUAGUAAAACAGAUGCGAUGUCUGAAGCAAGUACGCGGCCAAGUAGUGCAGGAGGAGUUUCGGAUGUAGAAAGUCUGCUCUUUGACGCGAUGAGAAAACGCACCACCGCCGAUUUGCAUCAGCUCGCAGGAAGGAGUGGAAUGCUUCGCUGGGGUUGUCUCGCGGAAGCCCCUUCUUCAGCUGAGAUCAGGAAGAUUUCACAAUCGGACUCGGCAGAAAAUAGUUCAACCGAAGAGCAGAUGACUGGAAAAUGGGCUUCGAACCUCCUUCAUCAUCAAGAGGGAAGGGAGGGAGACAGGGAAAGAAGAGCACGGCACAGGAGUUCUAGAAGCGGACCUCCUGGACCUUUUUCCUUGCGGCCAGUUACGAACGUCGUCGUCGCGGACCCUCGUUCACAUACUCCAGACAGUUUUUAUGCAGCCUUGAUCUCUCCUGUGGAGCAGUUUUUCGCGUAUUUACUCCGUGCAGCAUCUACGAAAACGAAAAAAUUUGCAGGCGCGA